AUGGCCAUGCCUCCGAACAAGUCGUCGUCUUCACCAAUCGCAAGCAAAUCAAACCCCAAUUUAAGAAACUCUGAAAUCGGCAAUCCCAUGCGGAGAAGCUUUACUGGGAACUCAUUUGUGAAACCUUCAAUUAAUGCAAAUCCGAGGAGCUUCAACCCUAAUACUCCGGCCAACAAGAACCCACGACGAAGCUCGAUGGGAAGGGCAACCGUGGUUACCUUUCGCGAUUCUGAGGACAAAGAAAACGGCAAGGACCAGAACUGGAAGCAGAUGAGAGUCCGUUCACCAAGUGGCUCAAACGGCACAAAGAAUUUCAUGUCACCGACAAUUUCAGCGGCUUCCAAGGUCACUACGUCUCCAAGAAAGAAAAUCUUGGCGGAGAGGAACGAGCCAGUUCGGGCUUCAUCGGUCUCAUUCUCCGAUUUGAAAAGUUCGUGUCUGAAUCCAAGAGUGGAGGAUCCAGAGCACAUGAAGGUAGGCCUUGCCCCUCAUCUGGUUUUCACAACUCCGAAAACCCAAAAAGAUAUUUGUUCAAAGGAGCCCUUGUGUUCCAAAAACGAACCAGAGGAACCUGUUUGUGUAAGUGCCUCUGAGGAACCUGACUCGGUUAAUCUUGACCCGAGUUUCAAGAUUAGUCCUCCACCUUGUUGUCCAAAGUCCAGUCCGGUCAUAGCACCCCUUGAUGAUGAUCCCUCUGCUCAUCCUUAUGAUCCUAAAACCAAUUAUCUUUCUCCGAGGCCUCAGUUCCUUCAUUAUAGACCCAACCCAAGAAUUGAAUAUUAUCUGAGUAAGGAAAGAGAGGGCAAGAGACUUGAGGAUAACUUCAUCUCUGGAAGCUCUUCAGACACUGAUACUACUGAAGAAACUCAGUCUGAAUAUUCUCAGAAGGAAUUGGAAGAUGUUACUUCUGAUGCAGCUGUUAAAGAGGAACAGCAGCUACCAGAAAAAAAUGAAGAAGAAGAGGAAGAAGAGGAAAAGCAGGGGGUCAACGUGUCUGAACCAUGCGACAUUAGCACUACCAACACUUUUAUGUCAAAGGAGGAGGCUGCUGAAGUAAAAUGGUCCUCCAAGACAGGCUUCUUUUGGAAAUCAAAGUUCACUGCUUUGCUUCUAUUGUUGGUAGUUGCUUUUUUGUCAGUUUCAGUUAUUCAUUCACCGGUACUUGAUAGUUCUGUGUUUAAAGACUUGAGCUUUUUGAAGGAAUAUGACCAUUCUGAAGUGGCUGAAUUUGCUAGAUCAAGUCUUGAUGGGUUAGCUAGAAAUUUUCGGGUUUGGUCUGCUAAUUCUGUCUCUUUCAUUUCUGAGUUGAUUUUGCAUCUCAGAGAUGCACACGAUUUGGGCCCCUUGCAGUAUUGUAAUUUGACUGCUUUAAUGGAGGAUGUACGGGUUGAUGGAUACUCUGUGUUUAAUCACAGUGACAAAGGAAUGGAAAGGAAGUAUGAGUUUGAUGUAGUUGACAUUGAAGCCUUGGGAGAGAAGGGUCAGACAGAGAUUGGUGCAGCUGAAAACACUGUAGAAGUAUAUGCUGAUCCAGAAUAUGAUGAACAAGUUAAUGAAGAGGCUGAAACACCAGUUGAAAUCCAAGUUGUGGAAGAAAAGGGUCAGCCAGAGAUUGGAGCAGUUGAGAGCACUGUAGAAGUAGUACGUGUUGAUCCAAAACAUGAAGAACAAGUUGACCAAGAGGCUGAAGCAGCUGUUAACAUUGAAGAGGUUUCAGAAGGAAGCAAUAAUUUUAUUUCUGGGGAAGUAGUACUUCAGGCUGCACAUGCUGAUUUAGUUGAACUAGAAAGUUCAAAAGUUGAGCAGAGUCAAGAAGAAAAUGUUGGUGCUGAUCACAUAGACAGCGAACCAGAAAGUAAUGUAAGCAUUAGGGAGGAGAUAGUAUUGAUUUCACUAGCAGAAAAAGUUAACACUGUAGUUUUUGGAAUCCAGGAGCUUGAAAGUGAAAUAAGUACUGGUGCUGAAGUGGAGUGUUCCAAGGAUCACGGUCCUAUAAGCUCAAAAGUGGAUGCUUCAUGUGAGAAUGUUCAAACUUCAGAAGAAUUGGAUCUUACAGUUGAUGAGACCGAAUUUAAGGUGUCCAUGGUGACUAUGCUGGGUAUUGCUUCGUUGGUUUCGGCAUUAAUUGGAUCCACAGCCUUCAUUUAUGGAAAGAAAAGGAAGAGCACAGCCUCAAAUCCUGCUAUCUCUGUGGUUCAACCAUCGCUGACUAAGAAACUGGAUGCAAGUCCUACUGUGCCAUUUAGCACUGAGCACACUUUCCAGGAAAGACGCUCUUCUUGGAACUGGAUCGGAGAGCCAUGUCCUUCUGAAAUGAGCAACAUCCAAAAGAGCUCAUCGUAUCGCACAAAAGGACUGAAGGCAUCGGAUAAAGCUGAAAGCCAGGAGAUGCCCAGGAAGAACCAUAGGAGAGAGUCCCUGACUUCAAUUGAUUCCUCCAUGGGUUCACCAUCUUAUGGAAGUUUUACAACAUAUGAGAAAAUUCCAAUCAAGCAUGGAGAAGAAGAAAUUGUUACUCCUGUUAGGCGCUCGAGCAGAAUCAGAAAACAAGUCACCUCUCCAUGA
Messenger RNA from Prunus armeniaca (apricot), 2565 nucleotides. Lineage: Eukaryota; Viridiplantae; Streptophyta; Magnoliopsida; Rosales; Rosaceae. The record is from the annotation of a GenBank genome assembly.